This is a messenger RNA of Pyrus x bretschneideri (Chinese white pear), 305 nucleotides long. Its product is annotated as pectinesterase 3-like. Lineage: Eukaryota; Viridiplantae; Streptophyta; Magnoliopsida; Rosales; Rosaceae. The transcript has a single exon. Gene Ontology annotation, molecular function: enzyme inhibitor activity. The record is from RefSeq and is a predicted model, not a curated record. Bases 1 to 300 code for a protein of 99 amino acids.
AUGACCGUGAACUCCGAUGUGGCGACCCAGGACUGCGUUUCUCAGCUGGGGGAAGCGAUGAACCGGGUCAACGACUCGGCGUCGGCGAUGAGGGUGGGCCCGGGAGAGAAGGCGUUGACCGGAGAUAAAGUCAGCGACAUACAGACGUGGAUAAGCAGCGCGGUGACGGAUCAGGGGACGUGCUUGGAUGGUUUGGAGGAGACGGGAUCGACGGCUGUGGAUGCGGUGAAGCGAGAUGAAGAAGUCAACGGGUACAGCAGGGCAAUUGUGGCCAACUUUAAGGGAAUUCUAUUAUUCUAGACAAG